Molecule: messenger RNA, 927 nt
Organism: Phytophthora nicotianae INRA-310
Lineage: Eukaryota; Oomycota; Peronosporomycetes; Peronosporales; Peronosporaceae
Exons: 1
Coding region: 1-846 (281 amino acids)
Source: RefSeq, a predicted model, not a curated record
AUGUCUGUCUACACUAAGUUCGCUAUCAUCGGGGCUGGUGGCGUCGGUGGCGUCGUCGCCGACGAACUGCUCAACAAAGCUAAUGCUGUGUCGGUCGUUAUCCUCACGCGUGACGAGUCCAAACCAGAGCUACAGGCCUUUAAGGCACGCGGUGCCACGCUGUACCAGGUUUCGUAUGACAACGAGACCGCCGUCAAGAAGGCGCUCAUCGGUAGCGAGGUCGUUGUCAGCGCCGUGUCACCUACCAACAUGGUCGUACAGAAGGCCAUCGUGCACGCAGCCAAAUUGGCUGACAUCCAGCUGUUUGUCCCCGCCGAAUAUGGCCUCAAGGUUACUGAAGGCCCGAGCGCGAUCAAGAAGGAGGUGCAAGAGCUGAUCAAGGAGCUCCAGAUCCCAAUCACCAUUUUCUAUUCGGGACUUUUUGCCGAGUUUCUGCCCCAUUUUCUUGGGCAUAACUACGGCGAAGGUUACAUGAAUGUAGUGGGUAAGGGCCAGACAGCCGUCAGUAUCACGGCUCGAGCUGAUGUGGGUCGCUUUGUGGCACACGUACUGUCCACGGCUCCAAAGAACGAGCUCGAUGGUGCCAAGAUCCCGUUCGAAGCCGAGCGUUUGUCACCGCUGCAGAUCCACGAGCUUGCCGAGAAGAAACUGAACAAGAAGAUCGAUAUUCACUAUGUCGACUACGAGGAGAACAAGAAGAAGACCGACACGGACGCCAUGGCGUUCAUCACGGCGACCGUCGAGGACGGUCGAGGUGUGGUCGGCACAAAACAAGAGGUUCAAGAGAAUAUGGCCAAGUUCUUUCCGAACUGGAAACCAGCCAAGUACGCGUCGUUCAUUGCCUAAGGUGCUUCAUGAGCUCUGUCGUGCCUGAAACGUGGCAGAGUUCGGAUAAUCAAUCUUCUCCGCGAAAUCUCGCUUGAAACC